AAUAUUGCAGGCUCGGGCCGCUGCAGAUCCAGGAGUGCUGCUGUCUCCCAGACGGCUGCUCAGGAGGUUGGGACACGCGGCUCUGGUGACGGCCUGCCUGGAUACAUCGCACCUCUGCCUUCAGAGUUGGCCGUUUCUGUGUCCACAGAUCAGCCUCGCAGGAAGAGGAAGUGGCAGAGCGGCAGCCAGGAGGAUGAGCGUCCGUGCCCCUCAUACAGAAGACCUGCCAAAUGCUCCCGCAGAGAAGCGUAUGUGAAGGGCCCAUUGCUGGGGCGAGGCGGAUUCGGCUCUGUGUUUGCUGGGACCCGCAGGUCUGAUGGACUGCCAGUUGCCAUCAAAUACGUCUCUAAAAGAGGAACACAGAGACUGAGAGUUGAAGGUCAGGGUCGGCUGCCGCUGGAGGUGGCGUUGAUGACCCUGGUUAAUUCGGCUCCUGCCUGCCCCAACGUCCUGCAGCUGCUGGAGUGGUUUGACCGUCCCGGACGCUACACCAUGAUCUUGGAGCGCCCGCUUCUUUGCCAAGAUCUGGAGAGUUUCUGUGAGGAGAACGGACGCCUGGAGGAGAGCCUGGCCAAGAAAGUGCUGCUGCAGCUGAUCACGGCGCUGAGACACUGCGAGAGCCGUGGAGUCCUGCACCGGGACGUCAAACCAGAGAACCUGCUGAUCUCCACAGACUCACAUGACAUCAAGCUGCUGGACUUCGGCUGUGGAGAUCUGCUGAAAGACUCGGCCUACAAACACUUUGCUGGCACUCUUCAGUACGCCCCUCCUGAGUGGUUUCGGCGGCACCGCUAUCAUGCGGGACCGGCUACGGUUUGGUCAGUGGGGGUGACGCUCUACAACAUCCUGUGCGGCUGUUUCCCCCUCAGAGGCGCAUUGAGGGUCACCUCCAAAAGCAGACUGCACUUCCCUGGAGAGCUGUCGACAGAGUGCCGUCAGCUGAUUCGCUGGUGCCUCAGUGCAGCAGCAUCAGAUCGGCCCAGUUUAGACGACAUUGAGCGCCACCCCUGGGUGAGCAGGAGUGACACAGGAAGUGCAGAGAACAGCUUCCUGAUCACCUACAGAAAGAGCAGAGGAUAA
Messenger RNA from Sinocyclocheilus grahami, 1080 nucleotides. Its product is annotated as serine/threonine-protein kinase pim-3-like. Gene Ontology annotation, biological process: negative regulation of apoptotic process; protein autophosphorylation; regulation of mitotic cell cycle. The annotation marks the transcript as partial. The transcript is spliced from 8 exons. Gene Ontology annotation, cellular component: cytoplasm. NCBI's taxonomy places the organism in Eukaryota, Metazoa, Chordata, Actinopteri, Cypriniformes, Cyprinidae. Gene Ontology annotation, molecular function: protein serine/threonine kinase activity; ATP binding. The record is from RefSeq and is a predicted model, not a curated record.